Actinia tenebrosa (Australian red waratah sea anemone) is the source of this 1215-nucleotide messenger RNA. RefSeq lists its product as uncharacterized. The record is from RefSeq and is a predicted model, not a curated record. NCBI's taxonomy places the organism in Eukaryota, Metazoa, Cnidaria, Anthozoa, Actiniaria, Actiniidae.
CGGUUUUUCUCACCCGAUGUCUGUACCUGACUGUACUUGUUGAAGCGAGCGGUCUCAGGAGCAAGAAAAGGCAAUAAGAGAUUUGGUUCAACCAACCACAAAUACACUGAUAUCAUGGGCGAACGAAAGGUUGUAAUAGCAGUAGAUGGUAGCCCUCACAGUUAUAAUGCUUUUCAAUUCUACUGUGAGAAUAUACACCAAAAAGGUGAUUUAAUUCUUGUUAUCCAUGCCUUUGAACUACCAACCAUGCCUGCUGCACCCUAUCCUUAUGGCUUUGCUUACUAUGAAGAGUGGAGUAAUCUUGUCAAAAGAGCAGAUGACGAAGCAAAAGAAUUAUUAGAAAGCAUAGGAAGGAAAUGUCAGCGACACAAUAAGGAAGAAAGUGAAAAGCAUCCUGGUGAUGAAGACAAGUAUUGCUUCAAGCUGUUCAAAGAAAAUGGAAAAGCUGGAGAAGUCAUCUGCAAAUUUGCUCAUGAUGAAAAGGCAGACAUGAUUGUCAUGGGUUCUCGUGGUGUGGGCACGAUUCGCCGUACAUUCCUGGGUAGUGUGAGUGACUACUGUGUCCAUCAUGCUCACAUACCAGUUGCAGUAGUACCUCCGGCUUCAGAAGAAACCGCCGAAGCACAAGCAAAAAGUGAUUAGAGUUGGGAUUAACUCAAACUCAUCUUUAUUCAUUUCUUUACGUUUAACAUAUAUUGUUUCAUACUAAAUGUACUUACAGUCAAACUAAGAAAACCAUGAACACCUAAAAUAUAUCUGUAAUGUUAAACGUCUUGUUCUGAUCACUCAAAUAGGACGUUUGCAUGAUGGCGUCAUUUGACUCUCACUACCAAGAUGCUUCGCGAAUUUUCUUUCUCAUUUAAAUUUGUAUUCCCUCAUGAGAAUAGUAAGACAAUUGGUACUAAUUAACUGAACGAAAGAAAGUGUGCAAGGGAGUCUGGUAGUAGAGGUCAAUGACGCCAUUGUGCAAACGUCCUAUUGCAACUGUUAAUUAGAAAUGAACUCAAUCUAGCAUGUGAUUGAUCAGAACAUAAUGGUUAACAUUUCAGACGUACUUUAGCUGUUCCCGUUUUUCUUACUUUGACUGUAAAGUAUGAAGGAUUUUUAUUCUCACACAGUGAUUUACUAUACAAAGAAAAUGAACAGUGAAAAUGUUCAAAAAGGGUUUGAAUGUGAUGAUUAGCAUGACUGAAUAAAGUGGAAUGAAUAGUAAGA